Pocillopora damicornis (cauliflower coral) is the source of this 2293-nucleotide messenger RNA. RefSeq lists its product as uncharacterized. Lineage: Eukaryota; Metazoa; Cnidaria; Anthozoa; Scleractinia; Pocilloporidae. Gene Ontology annotation, cellular component: extracellular matrix. The record is from RefSeq and is a predicted model, not a curated record.
UUCUGUGGCAGAUUCCUCAUCUUCCUUUUAGUGGCAGCGCUUGCCUCUGUUACCUCCUCCAAAGCUACCAUUCGACAGGGCGCUGAAUUUAAACUCGAAGAUACAUCGGAAGGAUCAACCGAAGGUUUCGGAAUUGAAAUUGAAACACUUAGCGAACUCGAGGAAUUUGGUGAUGGCCUUAUGAAACCAGAUUUGUGCUUUUUCAUUCAUCAAGAAAAUGGUAGUUACACGUGGACGUGUGAAGACAGAGGUUAUCCCGACAACAGCCUUAAAGACGUUGACUUACUCGGGACAAUAGGAAACCCACUUCCGAUUGGCGUAUCGCUCACGAAAGGACCUUACACGAAACCAGCAUUUCACUUUCGGUCUGGAGCGAAUGUUGGACGUUUCGCUCGCUACAUUUUUCCAAAGGGAUUUUUUAAAGAAUUUUCAAUCAGUGUUGUAAUUCGCCCAAAAUCUGCUGAACGUGGGGUGGUAUUUGCUCUUUUGCCGCAUAUCCGCAGAGGAAAUGUCAUUUUGGGACUUGAGAUUCACAGAGACUCCUUUUCUGAAGGGACUACAAUAAGUUUGAUUCACGCAAACAACGGAAAUACGAGAACUGUUUUUGAUUUUACCGUCCCUAGCCUGACCGGCAAAUGGACUUGGCUCUCUUUUAGUAUUAGAAAUAAUGGCGUCACGUUUUACAAAGACUGUAGAGAAGUUGACACUAAGUUUUUACCUACGGCUCUGGGUAACUUCACCCUUCCACGCAACAGUGCUUUGUACAUUGGUAGAGCUGGAUGGACUCCGGGGGCAUCGUCAAGUGCUUUUCAGGGAGAUAUAGCAGAACUGUCCAUGCACCGUGACCCCAACAAGGCCCAGCAUCAGGAGUGCAAGAUAUUAACAACAACAAGACCUCCAAUGAUCUCUACAACCUUAGCAAAGCCUUUACAAGCACAUCCACCAUCCUUGAGGUCCAAUGCAAGUAUACCAAAAGUAUCAACAAACAGUUCAAGUAUUGUCGACUAUCUCUCAACCACGAAACGUCCGACUGUACGGAAAGCUACUGAAGGCAGUGAUCAGACGAUCAGUGGCGGAGAGGAAGUGACGCGAGCGGCCUUAACCUCAGUGAACAGUUUCUCCACCACAUUACGACCAACUUUAAGAGACAUUACUGAGGGUAAUGAUCUUAUAACCAGUAGGGGAGAAGAAGGAACAGAGGAGGUGAGCACCGUCGAUCUUGUCUAUUUUACGGAACGAACAACGUUAAGGAAAGCCUCUGAAGGAAGGGAUCAAACACCUAAAAUUUUAACUGAGGACGCUGACUCUAUAUCAAGUGGCAGAACAGAGCUUCUGACGCAAAGCACAUCAAAGACAACUGAUGAAGUAACAACAGAAACUUCACCAAAGGAGGAUACUACCACAAGCACAAAACCAGUGCCUGUUUCUGUAUCUUCUUCCGCCCCUGGUAUUACCACUUUAGAAGACAAUGGUGCUGCUUCGAAAACGGAAUCGACAACAGGAACACAGCCACUCGUAACAGAGACGAGCGUUCCAGCCACAUCCUUGCCAAAAGGUACCACUGAUGCAGCUACGGAAGCGAGCACCGACAGUGUUGAGGACAAGUCAACCCCUGGCCAAGAGGAAUCCUCGCAAAUCCCAAAAACAGAUAGAGAAUCGCUUUCAACAACAGCAACAACAACAUCCAUGAGUUCAGAUUCUAGCUCAACCUUAGUUACUAGUCCAACAUCGCAAACAGCAUUAAGGCUAAGUUCUAGAUCACCAGAGACCGCUUCGACCAUUUCUACUCCUUCAAAGACCAAAACUGAACCUCCUUUUACCCAAAAAAUUGACCCUGACGAAGAAAUUGUGGUUGCUAGGAUUGAAGGGGAAACAGACAACUCUACCAAAGGUUCUAUUUCAAAUAAUUUAGAGUCCACUUCUUCUAGCGUAGCUAAGACAUCCACCGUCAGCACUGAGGCAUCAACAGUUGAAACUCACACUGUGUCUACACUUUCUAAAACAUCUGAGGUACUGUGUAAACACGUGCUGGCUGCGGGAUCAAACGCAACUUGCUUACGUGGACCCCGCGGGCCGCCGGGAUCGUUGGGACCUAAAGGAGACAAAGGAGACUCAGUUGUAGGCCCACAGGGACCGAGAGGAAGAGUGGGAUACUCAGGGCGAGAUGGAGGUAAGCGACUUACCAAAGGUUUAGUUGAAUAGUUGCAAUGCUGCAGGCUUGCACAGACAUUUUUCUGGCCAUCUAAUACUGGAAAACUUGAACUGAGGCCACUUCUCUCGGCUUUCUUGUGAU